Messenger RNA from Chrysochloris asiatica (Cape golden mole), 2448 nucleotides. RefSeq names its product UDP glycosyltransferase 8 (gene UGT8). Bases 449 to 2074 code for a protein of 541 amino acids. NCBI's taxonomy places the organism in Eukaryota, Metazoa, Chordata, Mammalia, Afrosoricida, Chrysochloridae. The record is from RefSeq and is a predicted model, not a curated record. The transcript is spliced from 6 exons. Gene Ontology annotation, molecular function: UDP-glycosyltransferase activity.
CUCGCCAAGCUCUUGAGUUUGUAGCUCGAAGGUACGUCUGCACCUAUAAUCCCAACCCGGGAUUGGGAGGUGCUCGCGGCAGGAGGAGUGUAAUGCGAGGCUGAACGCUUGGCGACCGGCGUUGUGCCCCUCAGAACUAGACGCCGGACGAGAGGGGCGCGCUCCAACUCUGCUCGCCGCGCGGCUGGUGGGGGUGGGGGCAUCCGUCCGCGGGGAGCUGCGGAAGAGCAGGCGCGCCGCGGACCCGAGGGAGGGCACGGCUUCAGCAUUGCCAUCAACUCUGAGCCCUUAAAGUCCUUCCUAGGGCAACACAGUCUCCCUCACGCCCCAAACCACCGAAGGCGGCGACACCUGAUCCAGCACACAAACACGGGUCCCUUCUGUCCUCGGAUACGAUUACGCGGCAGAGACACACUCAAACUCACGCGUAGCAGCCAAGAAACCAGCUAUGAAGUCUUACACUCUGUAUUUCAUGCUCCUGUGGAGUGCUUUCGGGAUAGCGAAGGCUGCCAAAAUCAUCAUCGUGCCGCCAAUUAUGUUCGAAAGCCAUAUGUACAUUUUCAAGACAUUAGCGUCGGCCUUGCACGAGAGAGGUCAUCACACGGUGUUCCUUCUCUCAGAAGGCAGAGAUAUCGCUCCAUCAAAUCAUUACAGCCUCCAGCGCUACCCAGGGAUCUUUAACAGUACCACCUCGGAUGCUUUCCUGCAGUCCAAAAUGCGAAAUAUUUUCUCUGGGAUAUUGACAGCAGUCGAACUAUUUGACAUACUGGAUCACUACACUAAGAACUGUGAUAUGAUGGUUGGCAACCAUGCCUUGAUUCAGGAUCUGAAAAAGGAAAAAUUUGACCUGCUGCUGGUAGACCCUAAUGACAUGUGUGGAUUUGUGAUAGCUCAUCUUUUGGGGGUUAAAUAUGCUGUAUUUUCAACUGGUCUUUGGUAUCCAGCUGAAGUAGGCGCUCCUGCUCCAUUAGCCUAUGUUCCAGAGUUUAACUCACUCCUCACAGACCACAUGAACUUGCUGCAAAGGAUGAAAAAUACCGGCGUUUACCUCAUUUCCAGACUAGGAGUCAGCUUUCUGGUUCUUCCCAAAUAUGAAAGGAUCAUGCAGAAGUAUAACCUGUUGCCGGAGAAGUCCAUGUAUGAUUUGGUUCAUGGGUCCAGCCUGUGGAUGCUGUGUACUGACGUAGCACUGGAAUUUCCAAGACCCACCUUGCCUAAUGUUGUAUAUGUAGGAGGAAUCCUAACCAAACCAGCCAGCCCACUACCAGAAGAUCUGCAAAGGUGGGUAGAUGGUGCUAAUGAACAUGGCUUUGUCCUGGUGUCUUUUGGAGCUGGUGUCAAAUAUUUGUCAGAAGAUAUUGCAAACAAACUGGCAGGAGCUUUGGGGAGAUUGCCUCAAAAAGUGAUUUGGAGGUUUUCUGGAACCAAACCAAAGAAUCUGGGAAACAACACUAAGCUCAUAGAAUGGUUACCACAAAAUGACCUACUUGGACACUCAAAUAUUAAAGCCUUCCUGAGCCAUGGUGGUUUGAACAGUAUUUUUGAGACUAUGUAUCAUGGUGUACCUGUAGUGGGAAUCCCACUCUUUGGAGACCAUUAUGAUACCAUGACCCGAGUACAAGCAAAAGGCAUGGGAAUAUUGCUAGAAUGGAAGACAGUUACUGAAGGAGAGCUGUAUGAAUCACUCGUGAAAGUUAUUAAUAACCCCAGCUACCGUCAGAGGGCCAAGAAGCUGUCAGAAAUUCACAAGGAUCAACCUGGUCACCCUGUCAAUCGGACUAUCUAUUGGAUAGAUUACAUACUUCGUCACAAUGGAGCCCAUCACCUACGUGCCGCUGUAUAUCAAAUCUCUUUCUGUCAGUAUUUUUUACUGGAUAUUGCCUUUGUACUUUUGCUUGGUGCUGCCAUGUUUUACUUCCUCUUGUCCUUGGUGACAAAAUUUAUCUACAGAAAAAUCAGAAGUCUCUGGUGUAGUAAUAAACAUAGCACAGUUAAUGGACAUUACCACAAUGGAAUCCUCAAUGGCAAGUACAAAAGAAAUGGCCAUAUUAAGCAUGAAAAGAAGGUAAAAUGAGCCAACAAGUCCAAGUGACAUGUAACAAAUCUGUUCAGUCAUAGAUUUUUUUAUCACCGUAAUUUAGUCUUAACAGCUACUAAAAGUAAUAUGUCAGUAAACAAUUCUAACACUCCCUUACCAGAUCUUACUAAUUAAAUUUUGUAGAAUUAAGACUGCUGUAAAAAGCACAAACCUAAAAUGCAAAAAUGUCUUUUAUCUAAGUACUGAUGCAAAGAGUUGUGGCACUGAACAUUUAAGAAGCCUUAAUUAUUUAAAACAAUUAAGUGACUGUGUUACACCUUAGUUUUAAAUCUUGAUAUGCGUGUGUCCCAGAUAAGGAUAGGUUUCUUUUGUCUUAAGAUUUAUGUGUGUGUAUGUCUGUGUGUGUGUGU